This is a messenger RNA of Patiria miniata (bat star), 1839 nucleotides long. RefSeq names its product baculoviral IAP repeat-containing protein 5-like (gene birc5). The transcript has 5 exons. The coding region runs from base 74 to 526 and encodes 150 amino acids. The record is from RefSeq and is a predicted model, not a curated record. NCBI's taxonomy places the organism in Eukaryota, Metazoa, Echinodermata, Asteroidea, Valvatida, Asterinidae.
GUACAUAGUUCCGGUACAGGCCCCGGCGCCAGUUUCAAUUUCUUUUUUUUAGUGCAAAGAAGGCUAUUGCAAAAUGGGAAAAAGCGAUGUUUCAGACGCUUCUGACGAAGCCAAACAGCGACAAAACUUUUUGAUGAAUACUGAAGCGAACCGUCUGGCAUCAUUUCAGGAUUGGCCCUUUGACGAGGACUGCAAUUGCGUGCCGAGUAAGAUGGCAGCUGCAGGCUUCUACCACUGUCCAACGCAACAGGAACCAGACCUCGUUCGCUGCUUCAUGUGCUCCAAGGAACUGGAUGGAUGGGAACCAACUGAUGAUCCACUGGAGGAACAUAAAUCCCAUGCUCCCAAGUGCGCCUUCAUCACCAAGAAGAAAGAUGAGAAAGACAUGACGAUGGCCGAGUUCUUCAAGCUGGAGUCGGUCCGACAGCACAACAGAGUUAUGACCCACGUUGAGAACCGCAUCAAGGAGUUCACGUAUGAGGCCGAGAAAACCAGACAACAGAUAGAGGGUCUUAAAAACCAGUAAUUCCAUCACCUCUUGGUCAAGUUUGGCAAAGGUAGCCCCAAACUAGAUUAUUCUUAAAGUAGAAAGAUUGCGGGUAACGUAUGAGGCCGAGAAAACCAGACAACAGAUAGAGGGUCUUAAAAACCAGUAAUAUUCCAUCACCUCUUGGUCAAGUUUGGCAAAGGUAGCCCCAAACUAGAUUAUUCUUAAAGUAGAAAGAUUGCGGGUAACGUAUGAGGCCGAGAAAACCAGACAACAGAUAGAGGGUCUUAAAAACCAGUAAUUCCAUCACCUCUUGGUCAAAUUUGGCAAAGGUAGCCCCAAACUAGAUUAUUCUUAAAGUAGAAAGAUUGCGGGUAACGUAUGAGGCCGAGAAAACCAGACAACAGAUAGAGGGUCUUAAAAACCAGUGAUCCCAUCACCUCUUGGUCAAGUUUGGCAAAGGUAGCCCCAAACUAGAUUAUUCUUAAAGUAGAAAGAUUGCGGGUAACGUAUGAGGCCGAGAAAACCAGACAACAGAUAGAGGGUCUUAAAAACCAGUGAUCCCAUCACCUCUUGGUCAAAUUUGGCAAAGGUAGCCCCAAACUAGAUUAUUCUUAAAGUAGAAAGAUUGCGGGUAACGUAUGAGGCCGAGAAAACCAGACAACAGAUAGAGGGUCUUAAAAACCAGUGAUCCCAUCACCUCUUGGUCAAGUUUGGCAAAGGUAGCCCCAAACUAGAUUAUUCUUAAAGUAGAAAGAUUGCGGGUAACGUAUGAGGCCGAGAAAACCAGACAACAGAUAGAGGGUCUUAAAAACCAGUGAUCCCAUCACCUCUUGGUCAAGUUUGGCAAAGGUAGCCCCAAACUAGAUUAUUCUUAAAGUAGAAAGAUUGCGGGUAACGUAUGAGGCCGAGAAAACCAGACAACAGAUAGAGGGUCUUAAAAACCAGUAAUUCCAUCACCUCUUGGUCAAAUUUGGCAAAGGUAGCCCCAAACUAGAUUAUUCUUAAAGUAGAAAGAUUGCGGGUAACGUACAGUAUGAGGCCGAGAAAACCAGACAACAGAUAGAGGGUCUUAAAAACCAGUGAUCCCAUCACCUCUUGGUCAAGUUUGGCAAAGGUAGCCCCAAACUAGAUUAUUCUUAAAGUAGAAAGAUUGCGGGUAACGUACAGUAUGAGGCCGAGAAAACCAGACAACAGAUAGAGGGUCUUAAAAACCAGUAAUUCCAUCACCUCUUGGUCAAAUUUGGCAAAGGUAGCCCCAAACUAGAUUAUUCUUAAAGUAGAAAGAUUGCGGGUAACGUAUGAGGCCGAGAAAACCAGACAACAGAUAGAGGGUCUUAAAAACCAGUAAU